Messenger RNA from Aspergillus heteromorphus CBS 117.55, 1069 nucleotides. RefSeq lists its product as uncharacterized. The record is from RefSeq and is a predicted model, not a curated record. The transcript has 2 exons. The coding region runs from base 352 to 960 and encodes 202 amino acids. Lineage: Eukaryota; Fungi; Ascomycota; Eurotiomycetes; Eurotiales; Aspergillaceae.
UCCUUCAUAAGGUGGUUGUUUGUUUACCUCCGACGACACGGCUUCUCGCGAAAGUAUCGAAGCCGCAAGGAUCAGAGAAUGCAAGGAGCCUGGAAAGGCAGCAAGGUGGGAAGGACAGGCAAGCUGCUCAUCUCCCACGGUCGAGAAAAUUCCCCGCGAGAGCGGAAGAGAAUGGAUGGAUUGGGGGGAGCUGGGGAUGACAACCCACGGGGCAGCUAGGGCAGCACCUUCAGACGGGUUGCGUGAUAAGAAAGUCUCCGACGAGCAUCGUUACCCGUCUAGUUAGUCUAAGUGAUAGGCCAGGCCCAGUUCAUGCAAUAAGUAAGUAUGUAAGUCGAGUCGAGUCGAGUCAUGGCUGGAGGCGGACUUGAUGAGUCCCGCCGGAGAGCUAACGGCAUCCAUCCUCAUCAGUCACAACGAGGAGCUGCUGUGGAUGGAUACUGGAUAGACGGCAACCGUCUUAUGCAAACCAAUUUCCAGCAGGGUACGCGCGGAACGAGAGCGAUAAUAAUAUUAUUAUCGAGGACGACGGUGUGUCGAUCUGCGUAUAAUUCCAAGAAGGACAGACCGUCGUUUCCGAGGCCCCAGACAGCGCACCGUGAGAUGUUAGUCUCAAUCACGACCACACCAGUAACAGUAGUAAUGACUUGGCCAGGGGAUGAUUAUUCAAAAGUUAAGACACUGAGGCCAGGGAUAUCCACCACCACACGGAUCACGGACGACGGACGACGGACAUCGGAUGGCUAUGCAUCUUGCUGUGGCAUCUUGUGGAAUCCCGUUAAAUUAGGCUGCACUCUGUGUAAUGAGCAUGGCCACUCAGGACGGGGCCCUGGUUCCUCGUCAUUAAUAACCAGAUUCCAACUCGAUCAGGAAGGCCGAUUAUUUCCAAGGCGGUUCAGGAUUGAAGGAUGGAUUCUGUUGCGGCCCCUGCACGAACGAAAGCAAAUAACCUGUCGGUAGACGGAACCAGAACCGAGGGUACCACCACCACUGGCCACUGACCACAGGGGUGGAAGAGAGGGGAAGGGGGGGAGGGACCACCAGAAUGGUUAGCGAUGGUACCUAUGUU